This is a messenger RNA of Hipposideros armiger (great roundleaf bat), 1898 nucleotides long. It is a transcript of the gene RPUSD1, whose product is annotated as RNA pseudouridine synthase domain containing 1. The transcript has 6 exons. The record is from RefSeq and is a predicted model, not a curated record. Gene Ontology annotation, molecular function: pseudouridine synthase activity; RNA binding. Lineage: Eukaryota; Metazoa; Chordata; Mammalia; Chiroptera; Hipposideridae. Gene Ontology annotation, biological process: enzyme-directed rRNA pseudouridine synthesis. Bases 228 to 1166 code for a protein of 312 amino acids.
AGUCAAUACUCCGGAGCAGGGGCCGCGGGUCCUGGGCGCUCGCCAUUGGCCCGCACGGUCGCCCCUCUGGCGGCGUGGGCGGGGCGUGGGCGGGGCUGUGAGUGCAGGCCGGGUCCCGAGAGGUGCGGGUCGGUGGCCCGAGGGACGGCUCCGGGGUCGUGGGUCACGAGGUGUAGCGGUAUUGGGGACCUGGACGGUGCGGCCCGGCUGCAGGCCCUCCCCCCACCAUGGAGCCAGGCAGCAUGGAGAACCUGUCCAUCGUGUACCGGAGUCGUGACUUCCUGGUGGUGAACAAGCAUUGGGACGUGCGCAUUGACAGCAAGACGUGGAGGGAGACACUGACCCUUCAGAAGCAGCUUCGGCACCGUUUCCCUGAGCUGGCCGAUCCGGACACCUACUACGGGUUCAGGUUCUGCCACCAGCUGGACUUCUCCACCAGUGGGGCACUUUGUGUGGCCCUGAACAAGGCAGCCGCGGGCAGUGCUUACAAGUGCUUCAAGGAGCGGCGUGUCACCAAGGCUUACCUGGCUCUGGUUCGGGGACACAUCCAGGAGAGCCGGAUGACCAUCAGCUAUGCCAUCGGCAGGAACAGCACGGAGGGUCGAGCCCACACCAUGUGCAUCGAGGGCACUCAGGGCUGUGAGAACCCGAAACCAAGCUUCACGGAGCUGGUGGUUUUGGAACAUGGGCUGUAUACAGGCAACCCUGUCUCCAAAGUGCUGCUGCAGCCCCUCACAGGCCGAACACACCAGCUUCGUGUACACUGCAGUGCCCUCGGUCACCCCAUUGUGGGGGACCUGACCUACGGACAGGCCUCAGGCCAGGAGGAUCAACCGUUCCGCAUGAUGCUGCAUGCCUUCUACCUGCGGAUCCCCACACAGGCCGAGUGUGUGGAGGCCCGCACGCCAGACCCCUUCGUGCCCACCCUUGAUGCCAGCUGGAGCCCCCACACCCUGGUGCAGCCCCUGGACCAGCUUGUCCAGGUCCUACGGACUGCCCCUGACCCUGAGCCCACAGAAGGGGGCCCUGGGCCCUGCGGCUGCUCCAUGCCCCUGCCUGGGCCAGGCCGGCCCCCACCGCCCCCUGCCAAGCCCCCUGAGACAGAAGCGCAGCGUGCCUCUUGCCUUCAGUGGCUGUCAGAGUGGACACUGGAGCCAGACAACUAGAAUGUGGGGCUGGGGUGGGGGUGCAGGCUGGGACUCCCAGGGAGAUUGGGGUUACAGGUUAGAACUCUAAGCCCAUCCCAAAGUGGGGGUGUCCCAGUGGACGAGAACUGAGUCUCCACCCUGGCCAGAGGGGCCAGGCCUGAGGAGGGGCCAAUAGGCAGCCGUGAUUCUAGAGGACGAAGGGCUCGGGGCUGUGGGAUCAGCCCGCCACGGGAAAUCAAGGCCUACCCGUCCUCCAGAAACGCCUGUCUGACUCCAAAGCUUCACCCCCAGGGCUCACGUUGUAGACUUGCCUAGGUUGCCCUGAACGAGGACCUGUGCCAGCCCUUGCCUGGGCGGGCUCCUCCUGGGCCCCCAGAGCACCCUGCUCCUCACUCUACUCAGACCCGCAGUGCCAUCACCCCAACCUGGCUAAGCACUCUCCACCUGUAGCCCCUGACUCGCCCCCUGCCUGGCUGAUACUGCCUUGUGCCUUGGCUUCUGCCAGACUCUGCCCAUGGGCCUCCCUGUCUGCCUGCAUCCUGUUCGUCACACGUGGGGCUGGGUCUGGGCUGUCCCCUCAGGCCUGGCGUAAGUGCUGCUCUACAGCACCCUUCCACGCAGCCAGGAGUCGUUAGACUGGUAGCAAGGGCAGCCCAGGCCCCGCCUCUCCCAUUCCCCACAACACACCCACACCACUCCCACCGCAGCUGGGCUGCAGGACUUGUAAUAAAGGCUCAGUGACUAACCCUG